UCGAGUGAAGAAAUGAAUAAAAACACAAUUUAAUUUGUGUCAAGUUUUAUUUUUGUGAACUUAAAACAAAAAUUCUUUAAAAAAAAGUUUAAAAAAAAAUAUACUUUUUGUUGGAAAAUUUGCCCCACUGUUAAAACACUCUUGUGCCACCAUUGUGAGCAUUUAAGGGAAUAAUAUUCAAAAUUUUUGGUAAUUUAUGACUAAAAUGAUUCCGCCGAUUCCUACAUCAGCUGUGAUGAUGCCAACACCAAAACAAAAAAUCGGAUUCAGCAUUGAAUCGAUUGUUGGCGGUAAUGAUGCCUCCUCCAAUCAUUCAUCGAACUCACCACCUCCGCCACAAACUAACACCGCCAUCACCCAUCAUCAGCUUUUGCACCAUCAACUGCACCAUCAUCCGUCGCUGCAUCAGCAUAUACUUCAGCAACAAACUUCGCCGAAAUUGGAGACGCGACAUGACAUUCAGGACAUUAUCAAUCGGUUGCAUAAUUCUGCCGCUGCUGCUGCCAUUCACAAUAACAAUAACAACAACAAUCAUAUCUUAAGUGGUUCGUACAGUCCGCCCCAGACUCGGCUUACACCGGAAGAGUCAAUAAUGCACCUGAAACGUGAACGAUCUCCCGGACCGAAUCAGCUGCCGCAUCCAAUCCGCCAUCAACCGCCUCACACACCACCGCGAUCAGCUUCGCCGCACUCCUCGCAUGCGUCACCCAUCAGUCAUCAGCAUCAAUCACCAAUGCCCCCACAACAGCAGCAGCAACAACAACAACAGCAAGCACCACCACCUCCACCAGCUUACAACAAAGGACCUAUAAUGGUGCCGGGAAUGCCGCCGACAGGUUUAGUUCGACCUUUCCCAAUGGGUCCGGCUCAACAUCCACAACAGCCGCCACAAAAUCAAAUGCCUGAUAUUAAAGCUCUGCCACCGUACAUCAAUGCCCCGCCGGAAAUGCAAGUUCCAUCACACAAUCCACACCUGUUGGCUGCCGCGCAAUUUCAAAUGGCUGCCGCUUUACAAGCCGGUCAUGUGUUGGGUCCAGCGGCAGCGGCCGCUGCAGCAGCCGGUUUGCCACCACAUUCACCAUUCUUGCCAAAUCACGGACAAAUGCCCCGCGAAAGUUAUCCCUUGUAUCCAUGGCUAUUGAGCAGACACGGAAGGAUUUUUCCACAUCGAUUUCCAGGAAAUUUCCUUUUACAACCAUUCCGUAAGCCAAAACGUAUUCGUACAGCAUUUUCACCAUCACAAUUGCUAAAAUUGGAACACGCCUUCGAGAGCAAUCAAUAUGUUGUGGGUGCCGAACGCAAGGCACUAGCCCAAUCGCUUAAUCUUUCCGAGACCCAAGUGAAAGUGUGGUUCCAGAAUCGGCGCACGAAACACAAACGCAUGCAACAAGAAGACGAAAAAGGUGGCGGUCAAGGUAAUUCGUCGUCGGACAAGAACUCCAACAAUAAUGGGGCCAGCUGUGAUGAGGAAGACGAUGAGCUAAUUGAUAUGGAGAUGGAUGAUUGUCCUAGUGAUGACGAAUUAGAUACAAGUCACUAGUUGUUGAAAGUGUGUCGUCUAUACCUUUUCAUCUCGUUAUCAGUUGAAAAAAAAAAAAAACAACAAAAACUAUUAAUAUUAAUUUAGCCCUGAAAAGUCUGUUGUAAA
Molecule: messenger RNA, 1648 nt
Organism: Episyrphus balteatus (marmalade hoverfly)
Lineage: Eukaryota; Metazoa; Arthropoda; Insecta; Diptera; Syrphidae
Gene: ems
Product: homeotic protein empty spiracles
Exons: 2
Coding region: 197-1540 (447 amino acids)
Biological process (GO): neuron differentiation; brain development; regulation of DNA-templated transcription
Molecular function (GO): DNA binding; DNA-binding transcription factor activity, RNA polymerase II-specific
Source: RefSeq, a predicted model, not a curated record